This is a messenger RNA of Helianthus annuus (common sunflower), 765 nucleotides long. RefSeq lists its product as uncharacterized. The record is from RefSeq and is a predicted model, not a curated record. The transcript has 2 exons. Bases 1 to 765 code for a protein of 254 amino acids. NCBI's taxonomy places the organism in Eukaryota, Viridiplantae, Streptophyta, Magnoliopsida, Asterales, Asteraceae.
AUGACUGAAAAAGAUGACCAAGGUGAACCCUCUGUUACAUUAGUUAGUAAAUUGGAUGCGAGUGUUCCGUUAUAUCUCCAUGCCAGUGAUUCUAGUAGUCUCACUAUUGUCAGUGUCACACUAAAAGGAACUGGAAACUAUGUGGUUUGGUCGAAUGCUAUGAAACUUGCUUUAACGGCUAAGAAUAAAUUAGGGUUUAUUGAUGGUACUUGUACCAGAUCAACUAAAGAUGAUGUUCUAGCCGGUCAAUGGGAUAGAUGCAAUUCAGUUGUUUUAACUUGGAUCCUUAAUUCUGUUUCUGAAGAACUAUAUGUUGGCCAAGUUUAUUCUAGGCUUUCUUGGAGUGAUUUAAAAGACACCUAUGAUAGGGUUGAAGGGUCGGUUGUGUUUGGGUUAUAUCAAAAGAUUAAUUCGGUGAGUCAAAAUCGAACUAGUGUUUCUGAAUAUUAUCAUAGACUCAAUACUAUGUGGAAACAAUUUGAUGCCAUGGUUCAGUUACCUUCUUGUACAUGUGUUGCUUCUACUAGAUACAUUGAAUUCAGUCAACUGAUCAAACUUAUGCAGUUCCUGAUGGGAUUAGAUGAUGUAUAUGAUAUAAAUCCCGAUGAUGAAGAGAAGGAGACUACUGAUUCUCAGCAAUCAUUUAAUUUAGAUGACAUGGCUAAUGUUCAGCAUCAUAGUGAGUCUCAAUGUAGCUCAAAUGAGCAAGUUGAUGUUGCUGAUACUCAGCAAUCAUUUAAUUUAGAUGACAUGGCUAAUGUUUAG